AUGUCCUUCAAGCAGGUGUUGGGGAAGUACAGAGAAGAUUUUUCCAAGGAGCAGUGUUCGUCCUACUGGUUCUCCAAGAUGAAGCAGAUUCCUCCGGGACAGGCAGCAAGCAAUUCUCUGCCGGGACAGCCGAGAGAUCGUGUGGAGAAGUUCUCGGGCGACCACCUGGAGAUCGUUCGCAGAGAAGAGUCAGAGCGGCUUCUGACGGAGUCCCAAGUGGUCCUCGACAACUGCUGCGCUUUGAGCCAGAGCCUAGGCACGAAGGAACAGAAAGACAUUUUCGAGAGAAGGCAGGAGCGGCUCCAAAAAUGGAAGGAGCGUCUUCAGUCCUACUACAAGAACCCGAAGGUCCAUAAAGACGCGAUGCAAAGGCUGAGGACGAUGUUCCGCCAGCUCAGGCCAUCCGUCAGCGAGGUGCUCGGGAAGUUCGAAGCCCUGGCAAAAAUGAGCGACCACCGGGUGGAGGCCUACGAGAGUGCAGCCCGAGGGUUCCUUGCGGCCGGCGAGUUUCAUAAGGCGGCCGAGGCUUUCUGCAGAGGAGCGGCGAGCUGCAAAGAUGCCCUCGAUGCGGUGGAUGGUGGAUCCAUGGCACAGGAUGGGCUUUGUGCCGAGUUCGCGUACUUGUGGAGUAAGAGUGCUCGUCGGCAGCUUGUUCUGGCCGCGUCCUGCAAGGCCAUCCGCGAGCUUGACACCGCUCAAGCAGAAGAGGCCGUGGUCAAAGCCCGGGAGGCCUUCCAGCUUGCAGGUCACAGUAAGGAAGCCGACGUUUCUUGCCAGCACGCGGUGCGUGUGCGGUCUUCGUCCCUGGUUGCUCCUGCCAAGCCGAGGGUCGACCCAGAUGACAGUGACAGUGAGAAGGAGGGCUUACAAAGUCUUCUUUGUCGAGCGCGAGAGCAGAGAGAGCUGCUGGAGAUCACCGGCGGAGUGGACCAGGAAGUGCGGCUGACGUUUGUGUAUCUUGGUGAUCUCUACGACGUCCGGCCUGAAGCCUGCGACGAUGUCGGCGGAGCGCGACAUGGAGACGUCGUUCUCACCGAGAAAGGACAAGUUGCCACGGUGGUCGGCGUGAAAUCGGACGAGUCUGGGGAGCGUCGCUUGUGGUACCACAUCGAGGGAUCCAGCACAACUGCCGCGGCCGCGGCUGGCGAGCAGCUUCGUUUGGUGAGCCGCAUGACUGUGCCACUUGCGGAAGAUCCGGAUGGGCUUGCUCCCAGCCGCUUGUGCGAGUGGCUGGAGCACAGCUUCAAGUUCAAGCAGAUGCUCCGCAAUCAGCUGGUCCUCGGCCUCUUCGACGCGCGUGGCGAAGCGUGCCUGAAGGUCGACAAAUUCACGCAUGGCCAGGUCAUCGAAAAUGCUUAUGGUGAUUCCUACACCGUGGUCGGUGUUCAGAAAGACUCCGAGGACGGCAGUGUGGGCUUGUGGGCGCAGAAGGAUGGCGAGGAUUUUGCCCGGCUUCUGCCGUGGAAGCCUUCCGAGAUGUGGUGCAGCAAGGGCAGGGUUCAGCUUUUGCCGGUCGAGUGCCUCACGGCCCCCGCGAAGCUAAACAAUAGUUUUACUUAUCCGGCCGGGGAGGAGGAGUCGCGGCCGGAGAUGUUUGAUGUCAGCCUCGCUGAAGUUGGCCACUUCGGGUGCAAGCACGGGGACAUGGUGCUGACCGAGCGAGGUAAGGUGGCCACAGUUAUCGGAGUAAAGGAAUGGGAUGGAGAGCCAUGGCUGUGGUGCCAUGUGGAGGGUAACGAGGGUGCCGCGCCUGUUCGCAAGCAGCAGCUCAGAAAGCUAGAGCAGAUCUGCAGCGUCCCAGCCGGUGGACAUGCAGACGGGCGCUCGCCCAGCGAACAUGCACAUUGGUUGCACGAGACAUUCCGGCACACCUGCAGCCUACACGACCCCGCGAAAUUUGCGCAGUUUGACAUUCGUGAUGAGAUCUGUAAGCUGCUGGGAGGCUUCCGACACGGCGAGAUGGUUUGCACUCCAGAUGGUAAGCGCUUCGUGGCCGUCGGGGUUCACCAAUCGCCGGAGGACGGCUCUGUCGCGCUCUGGUUUCGCCCCGCAAGCUCCAGCGGCGCAGGCGUCUUCCAGCGGCACGACCUGGAGACCCUCAGGCUCUGCGGGACCACGCAUGUACCGGAGGCGCUGCCGGUGGGCGCCUUGGUAAGGCUGUCGCUUCCGGUUCUUGACGAAGACGACCGAGCUGGGCCUCUCAAGGCUCAUGACGUCGCACUGCUGAGGGAGAAUGAUGGCACGGAUCGGCCAUAUCGGGUGUUCCACCGAGGUGUGGAGCACUGGUACAUGGCGGAAUCCCUGGCCCUGGCAGUGGAUGCAUCAGCGGCCCAGCAGUCUCAUCAAGGCAUUCCGCCGAAGGUGCCUGCGGCAGAGCGUCCUUCGCAGACUGCACCGGUUCACACAAAAGCCGAUGCCCGGCUUGCGAACCUCAAGGCGAAGCAGGCGAUGUCAGAAGCCGAGAACCAACGGCUGAAGGCUGAGCUUGCCCAGCUACAAGGAAAGCUAAAGGCAGCCUCCCAGAAGAGCGAAAAGGCGGCACGGGCAAAGCAGCAGCUUGAGAACCAGCUGCGCGCUCUCAAGUCCACGAAGGAGAAGGCGCACGGCGAUCUGGCGCGAGAGAGGGCGUCCCUGUCCCAGAAAGAGGAGCGGAUCCAACAGCAGGCGACGGAAGUUCAAGGCAGGCAAAGUGCGCUGUCCAAAAAAGCCGAAGAGAUCCAAGAGCGAGAGACGGCAUUGGAGGAAAAGAAGCGGAGUUUGGAGGGCGACCUAACCGCCCUAAGACAGCGGCACCGAGACCUUCAGUUACAAAGGAGCCAGCUUGAGGUGGGCUUGGAAGAGCUUGAAAACGAAAGGUCCGUGAAGCAAGAAGCCGUUCAAAAGCUGCAGCAGAGGCAGUCCAAUCUUGAGGAGAUGCUGCGCGAGAAGGAAGUCGUGCUGGCACAGGUGCAAGCACAGGAAGUCCCCACCAUCUAUGGCGAUUAUGAGUUUCUCGGCUGGUCUUGGCACAGAAUGCUAGGAAUAGCUUCUGUAUACUCUUUGGAGUCUGAUAGUGACGAUGGCCUCAGCAAGGAGGUGUGCUUCGGCCAGGAGGACAACCACGCUGCGAUGACCGCGUACCGGGCGGGGCACCCGAGCGUGGUUAUCUCCUCUGGCCGGAAGCUGGAUUUCGAGAGGAGAGUGCAAACGAGCUCGGCAGGCCGAGCGCGCAAGAUCUCGUGCUCCUUUGGAAUUCCACAGCAUUGGUCCAUUACAGACGAGGAGAUGCUGCUCCGACAACGUCGUGCCGCAUCUUCUGCUGGACCCGCGUCAAGCAGCUUUGAAAGCUUCUUCGUGGAGAUCAGGGACAUGAAGAAAUUGAAGCAAUUCAGUGACCUUUUGACAGCGUCGACAGCACGUCACCACAGCAAUCCAAGCCAGCCUUCUGUUUCUGGCUGUAAGACAAGCUUCGAGGUGAAACAAGCUUUUCAGAUUCAGAACUUUCGGCUGCUGCAGAAGUUCAUGGCAUACAUGAAGGAGUUGCAACACAGGCAUGCAGAGCAAAAUGUCGUGUCUGAGCCCAUACAUCCACCGCUUGGUGCGGCAUUGCGUGAUUUCCACUCAUCUACGCAAACUCCUGGGAGUACUGGCUGCAAUGAGUGCCUUCUGUUUCAUGGAACUUCGUUUGACACUGCCAGGAACAUUGCGUGUAAUGGAUUCGAUUUCAGAGUCGCGAAGGACAGUGGGUUCUAUGGCAGGGGGACUUACUUUGCAAGCCAAGCUUGCAAGAGUCACCAGUACACUGGCGGCUACAACUUGUCGCUCAAUUGCAUUAUCAUCUCACGUGUCUGGCUGGGAAACCCACAUUAUCCAACAAGAUGCCGCAAUCGGUUCGAGCGCCCACCCGAUGGAACGGAUUCAGUCAUCGCUCGCCCGGGCCCAAUGGCAGGACACCACAACGAUUCAUGGCAGACGCACAUGGAGUUUGUUGUGUUUGACAAUUCCGCAGCCUAUCCAGAAUACGUCUUACUCUAUGAGUGA
Messenger RNA from Symbiodinium necroappetens, 4020 nucleotides. Lineage: Eukaryota; Dinophyceae; Suessiales; Symbiodiniaceae. The record is from the annotation of a GenBank genome assembly.